This is a messenger RNA of Paraphaeosphaeria sporulosa, 2961 nucleotides long. RefSeq names its product kinesin family protein-like protein. Gene Ontology annotation, molecular function: microtubule motor activity; microtubule binding; ATP binding. The coding region runs from base 1 to 2961 and encodes 986 amino acids. The transcript is spliced from 4 exons. The record is from RefSeq and is a predicted model, not a curated record. NCBI's taxonomy places the organism in Eukaryota, Fungi, Ascomycota, Dothideomycetes, Pleosporales, Didymosphaeriaceae. Gene Ontology annotation, biological process: microtubule-based movement.
AUGGUCGCCGACGGCGCCUCCUCCAUCUCCGUCACCGUACGAGUGCGCCCGUUCACCAUCCGCGAGGCAGCGCAAUUAACAAGAAGCGAUGACACGACGCUCUUUCUUGGGGAUGGCUCGCUAGCAGCGUUGCCGACGCCCAAGCUGCAUUCGAAGGGAAUCCGUCCGGUCAUCAAGGUCAUAGACGAAAAGUGCCUAGUAUUCGACCCACCAGAAGACAAUCCCGUGCAGCGUGUUUCGAAAAGCUUCCUCCCGCAAGGAAAGCGAGUGAAGGACCAGACAUUCGCAUUCGACCGCGUCUUCGACGAGAAUACAACGCAGGGCGAUGUAUACGAGUCGACCACGAAACCCUUACUUGACAGCGUGUUGGAUGGAUACAAUGCCACCGUAUUCGCAUACGGUGCCACCGGUUGCGGAAAAACACAUACAAUCACGGGAACCUCGCAGCAACCGGGAAUAAUAUUCCUGACCAUGCAGGAGCUGUUCGAGAAGAUCAAUGAAGUGCAGGAGGAGAAGGUCACCGAAGUCACCCUCUCUUACCUCGAAAUUUACAAUGAGACGAUCCGCGAUCUACUAGUGGAAGGUGGAAGUAAACAAACACUAAUGCUACGAGAGGAUGCAAACCAGGCUGUUUCAGUUGCAGGUUUGACCAGCCACCGCCCGCAGAAUGUACAAGAAGUUAUGGAUAUCAUCGUACGGGGAAACGAGUAUAGAACAAUGUCGCCGACCGAAGCCAAUGCAACCUCUUCACGAUCCCACGCCGUUCUGCAAAUCAAUGUGUCCUCGAAAGAUCGAAACGCAUCCGUAAACGAACCUCACACCAUGGCGACCCUGAGUAUCAUCGAUUUGGCUGGCAGCGAGCGCGCGUCUGUGACCAAGAACCGUGGAGAGCGCCUGAUUGAAGGCGCGAAUAUCAACAAAUCCCUGCUCGCGUUGGGAAGCUGCAUCAACGCCUUGUGCGACCCACGGAAAAGGAACCACAUCCCUUACCGAAACUCUAAGCUCACUCGCCUGCUAAAGUUCUCACUUGGUGGAAACUGUCGGACAGUCAUGAUUGUCUGCGUCAGUCCCUCGAGCGCACAUUUCGACGAGACGCAGAACACCCUGCGAUACGCGAAUCGUGCAAAGAACAUUCAGACCAAGGUGACCAAGAACGUCUUCAAUGUUAAUAGACAUGUGAAGGAUUACUUGAAGAAAAUUGAUGAGCAGCGGGUGCUGAUCGACGAACUGAUGAAGAAGCAAAAAGACUCCGACGCGAGUGCCUUUGUCAAAUUCCAGAAGCAGAGCGAGAAGAAAGAAAUCGUUGUACGCGAAGCAAUAGGCCGGCUGCGGCAGGCUUACUCGGAUUCGGAGCCAGACCGGAAGGAGAGGUUAGGAAUGCUAAAGACUCUAAAGCAGGCUGAGAAACGCGUGUCUCUGAUAUCAGCCUGGGUAGCAGCCUUCGAUCAAGUCCAGGACCUUCGGGAAAACGAAGUCAUGCCAUCGCAAGUGACCGCAGUGAGGGAUACAGCGAUCGGAAUCUCAGCCGAGCUCGAGCAAACAAGGCAACACUGUCACCGUCGCUUGGAGCGCUCUAGUUGGACGAGCAAGCUUGACACUGCGCUACAAUUUGGCUUGCGGCAACUCAGCGAAAUCGACGGGUCUGAAGAUAGCCACGAUGCUGCAAAUAUCAAGCGCGAAUACGAGAUCCUAAAGUCGAAUGCGGAACGAGAGGCGUUGGGCGUGCUUUUGGAUCAAGAGAAGGGUGGCGACGCUGCAAUUGUGCAAGUCCUUGUACAGGCCCACAUCGAGACAGUUGCUAUAUUGAGCCAGAUCACCCAAAUGGACGAAGAGGAGGCGGUUCAAGCGGCGAGGAAGAUACUCACCCAGAUAAUGAACUCUUGCACGAACGCUACUGCGCGCGCGGUACGACCAGAUGGUGGUCUUCCCGUUACGGAAUUCUUCGCGCCGAGCCAGAAAGGUACGCCCAAGCGCAGGGCGCCAUUGUACACAGGCCCCUCCGAGUGUCGACCACUGGCAGCGCCAUCUUUUGCUGAAGCAAGUCACUUGACGGCAUCGCCGCCGAAGGGCUCGCCUCGCCGGCCGCGAAAGAUGGGUGGCGCGAAGAAGGGCGUGCAAUUCUCUCCAUUGAAGAAGAACUCACCGUCCAAGGCCAAGGCCAAGCGUGGCGUCCGGUGGAGAGAUGAUACAGAGAAUGGUACGCUGGCGGAGUUCCAAAAGACGCCGGAUCCAGUGGAGUCAACCCCAACAAGCUCGUCCAUCGAUAUUCCUCCCCCUGCGUUCUCCAUGCCGGUCGACACCCCUGUAUCAGACCAGAACGCCGGUUCCUCGCCAAUACCAACCCCUCCGAAAGUGUCAAUCGAUCUUAAAUCGAAGUCAAGCCGAUUUCAGACUGGCUUUCUUUCGAAGAAGUCCGAUGGUUCUCACGCUCACUCCUCGGACUCAGACACAUCUCCUCUGCGAGAAAUUGGCACAAACACAAUCCGGCCUUCGACACUGCAUAGCGUCGAGAAUGCUGCGGACUUCAACUCUGCAGAGGCAUCGUCUGGGUCAGAUGAAGAGAAGUGGAACAUGGAUCAAUCGGAUGCGCGCAAGAUCGGAUCAGCAAUGAAGAGACGCUCGUCGGGAGUGCAUGGCUCCAUGCCAAUGAGCCGCACGCAUCGCCGUCGUAGUCCCUCUGCCGCGACUGGCAGUCCCCAAAACGAGAACACGCUCCUCUCGGCCGGUGCUGCGCGCCGAAUGGUCAAGGGUGAUCGCGACGUUGACUGGAGGGCCAGCGUCCUUAGCCCGCGACCUGCCGCAAUAGUGAAGGGGCCGGCGCGAAGAACGACCAUGGCUAUGACUGGCGAAGGAGCAGGUGCAGGUGGAUCGCUCAACAGAGCACCAAUACGAAUUGCUAGCAACGGCUCGACUGGGUCGAGGGGCAGCUUGAUGCCGUCUUCGAAGAGUGCUUGGCGAUGA